ACGGACAGACGGGGCCCGGAGAGCGAGGGAGAGGACGAGAGGAAUGGACGAGUCGUAUCAGGGAAUAAKAAUACGGCUGGAUUCAUUUAUAUCCAAACCUUACAAUUAGCAACACUGCAGAUGCCAUCUGUCUCGCAUCGGUUUAUUUAGGCUACAAUAAUCUCGUUUAUUUCAGCGAUUCCUUCAAGGAGACCGAGCGGAGCCACCGGGCUGCCGGUACCGUAGAGGGGAGUACAAUGACAACCUGGUGAAUGUAACCGAUGAUAUUUAUCUAACCAGACCGAACGGAAUAAAACCGUGAAUAGCCUAAAGGACCGGGGUGUGCAUCCCCAACCCGGGAGUGAUGAGAAGAACAGACAGGACUGUGUUUCUGCUGCUGUCGCCUGUCAAAUGCAUUAUUUCUGUGUGUCGUGGACUGAUCAUUUGUUGAUCCAUCAACCCCCUCCCGUCCUCUACAUAUUCUCCACCGGUAUCGUCGGAGUGUUGUAAUAUGGAUCGCUCCAAUGGCUCUGGGACAAGCGAACCCACCAAACCGCCAAACCACCAGUUGGAGAAGAAACGGUUAAACCGAGCACCGUCUCCGGCCAGGCCGUUCCUGAAGGAUGCCCGCUCCUCGCCCAAACCAGCGGCUAUCGUACCAAAAUCUCCCAAACUAACCAAGCAGCAGCACUCCUCUUCCUCAGUGGCCGUAUCAUCCACUCAAAGCCGCAUCUCCAGGCGCACCCCAACCGGAGCGAAGGAUAACAAACCAGCCGCGGUGAAAAGUCACAGCACCAAGUCUUCGACAGUCACGAAGAAGACGGUUAAGGUCAUUCAACAUGCGGCGCUGGAACCUAAACAGACCACUGCAAGCGCCAGCAAAGCGACCCCGGACAGCAGCACCAGCAGUCCACACCUCGCCCUCAAAGCCAAGAAGAGUAAAAUAGCCACUCUGACCGCGUCUCACCACGGCCCGCUCAGCCUUGGCUCCCCAAUCCGCGUCCCAACCGGCGCUACCCCCCUCGGCAGCAGGGUCAGUCAGACCGACAGUAGCUCCGAUCUCUCUGACUGUCCCUCCGAACCCCUAUCCGACGAACAGCGCCUGGCCGCGGCUGCAAGCAGCGACGGGGAGUCGGGGGGCUCCGGGUUCAGCGACAGGGAUCAGGUGGAUUAUCCUGUGCAGGCGGCAGCAUCAGCGUCAGACGCGGCCAGAGCGGCAGGGGCUACUGCCGGUAGUGGUGUUGGUUCGUUGCGCACCGCGGAGGGUAGCCCUGCGGCUGCAGGGAAAGGCGGUGUGUCUCAGGCUCCAGGACCAGGUGCUCACGGAGGAGCGGGGAGUAAACAGGAGAAAGCAACGACAAGCGCAAAAUUGAUAAAACUGGAAUGCAGCAAGGAGGUAAUCGAGGAGGAUUUAUUGCGGGAAAUAGAAGAUCUCCGCUCUGAAAACGAGUACCUCAAGGAUGAAGUGGAGGAGCUGCGUGCGGAGAUGGAGGAAGUCCGGGACAGUUACCUGGAAGAGGAGGUGUACCAGGUGCAGGAGUUACGCAGGGAGCUGGACCGCUCCAAUAAAAACUGUCGGAUUCUACAGUACCGUCUCCGUAAGGUGGAGCAGAAGAGCCUCAGAGUGGCCCAGACUGGACAUGUAGAUGGAGAGCUGCUACGCAACCUGGAACAGGACCUCAAGGUUGGAGCCUUCGUCAACAACACAUACCUUGUGGUCCUGUUCCAGGUUGGACCACUCGUCAACAACACAUACCUUGUGGUCUCUGUUCCACGGUUGGGCCACUCGUCAACAACAAAUACCUGUGGUCCUGUUCCAGUUGGGCCACUCGUCAACAACACAUACCUUGUGGUCCUGUUCCAGGUGGACCACUCAGUCAACAAACGAGUACCUUGA
Messenger RNA from Salvelinus sp. IW2-2015, 1876 nucleotides. The record is from RefSeq and is a predicted model, not a curated record. NCBI's taxonomy places the organism in Eukaryota, Metazoa, Chordata, Actinopteri, Salmoniformes, Salmonidae.